Molecule: messenger RNA, 1836 nt
Organism: Patiria miniata (bat star)
Lineage: Eukaryota; Metazoa; Echinodermata; Asteroidea; Valvatida; Asterinidae
Product: pyrimidodiazepine synthase-like
Exons: 5
Coding region: 257-961 (234 amino acids)
Biological process (GO): glutathione metabolic process
Cellular component (GO): cytoplasm
Molecular function (GO): glutathione transferase activity; glutathione dehydrogenase (ascorbate) activity
Source: RefSeq, a predicted model, not a curated record
GACCUUUGAUUGAGCAUAGCUAGAGUGCGGCAGAGCUUGACAAAUAAUUGUCAAGCUUGCUGAAACUUGACCCCAUCCCAUUCGAGUACCUGAAGUUGAAUGAGUUUGCCAUUUUUGUUCGUGACAAGGCAUUUUCGGCGCAGCAUAAGAGUCCUUAAUCACGUCAACCGAAGGCUUGUGUCGUCGUCAAACAGUCAUCGGCAGCGCAUCUAGCAGCACAGCGUAGUAGCACCCCAGCAGCACCCUAGCAGCAAUCAUGUCAGAAAAACACCUCGAAGCCGGUCAGCCUCUGCCAGCCUUAAAGGAUGGAUCCAUUCGUCUCUACAGCAUGAAGUACUGUCCAUUUGCACAGCGCCCUCGCUUGGUUCUAAAGGCCAAGGGAAUCGAUUAUGAAGAGAUCAACUGCAACUUGAAGAAUAAGCCAGAGUUUCUCUUGGAGCGACAUCCAGAUGGGAAGGUCCCCGUCUUUGAACACAACGGCAGAGUCGUCAUCGAGUCCAACAUCAUCUGUGAUCUCGUAGACGAGUUGUAUCCCGACCCGCCUCUCUACCCCAAGGACCCGAUUGAGAAGGCCAAGGAUAAGAUGGUCAUGGAUACCUAUUCAUCAAAGGUGAUUCCAGCAUUCUUCCAGGUAAUCAAGUCUGGAGAGCAGAACGAAGAAGCAGCCACAAAACUCCUGGCUGGCCUGACCUUAUUUGAUGCCGAGCUCAAGAAACGAGGAACUCCGUUCUUUGGCGGCCAGCAGCCCAACAUGGUGGACUUCAUCACCUGGCCCUUCAACGAGCGCCUGGCGGUCUCGGACCCACUGAUGGCCCUCAUUAAACCCAAGCUGCCAGACCUGGACGCCUACUUCCAGCGGAUGUUGGCCAACCCAACUGUCAAGGCCAUCCUCACCAGCAAAGAGAUUCACCAGAAGUACCUCAAGGGCUAUUUGACCGGGAAUGUCCAGUACGAUUUCUAGGCUGACUAGAGGGAAAGGCACCAAGUCUUCAAAAGGGAAAAGAUUCCCGUCACUCAUCGGCAAAGCCAUACAAAAAAAAUUCUUUGUUUACUCCUCUUCGUGUGUCCAUAAAAGCAAUUCACUUUGAUUUCUGGUUCUGGUUGUGGUUCUUGUGCUGGUUCUGGUUCUGGUUCUUCUGGUUGAGUUGGUAAAAUUCACUCAAGAAUAUCGCACCAACUUUUGACCUUAUGACUUGCAUGGAGUGGAUGUGGAGAUGACCUUAGUAAAUUGACUUAUUUGUCCAUGAAGUGAUGGGAUGCACUGUAUCCUUGAAGGCAAGUAGUGUCCUACAGUUGACGACGUUAGCUGGCAAAUCGAUUUCAAAUCGUGUCCAAAACAAUAACUAAUACUUUGCUAAUACCAAAACCAAUAGCAAGCAGAUCACUAAUGACGGGUACUUCAUAGAUUUAACCAUAUCUAGUUUUUAGGUAUUCUGCUUUGACACCACACAAAAUAACAAGUAAUAAUAAUUACAUAUGUCCGUAGGCUUUCCGCAACAAUCGAACAUAAAAAAAAUGGACGAGCUUGAUAUCCCCUACAAUCCCUGGAUCCGCCCCUGUUUUGGGCCUAUAUGCUGACCUGUAAAGGCGAUAUUAAGACUGCCGGCUGACAACACGUACCGGUACCUGACAGUGGCAAGAUGUCUUCAAAUGUGUAUCGAAGAUUCCGAAGUACAAAGUUUCAAAAGAAUAGUUCCUUUUUUAUUUAUAUUUUUUCACACGAUUCUGUAUCUGUUUUUUUCUAUGUAUUAUAGAAAUCAUUAUGCAUUUGCUUCGUUCCAAAUAAUAACAUUACUCAGAAUCCAAGGAUGUUGAAUUCUAACUUGUUGAACUUGA